Molecule: messenger RNA, 3491 nt
Organism: Girardinichthys multiradiatus
Lineage: Eukaryota; Metazoa; Chordata; Actinopteri; Cyprinodontiformes; Goodeidae
Product: hepatocyte growth factor-regulated tyrosine kinase substrate-like
Exons: 20
Coding region: 119-2428 (769 amino acids)
Molecular function (GO): metal ion binding; ubiquitin binding; phosphatidylinositol binding
Source: RefSeq, a predicted model, not a curated record
CACAGCUGUACUCCGUGGCUAAGAGAUAAGCUAACAGGCUAACCUCAGCGGUGAAAAUAUCAGGAUCCGCUGGUUAUACGAAUUACUUCGUCGGACACUGUUAGAAUCAUAAUUAACAAUGGGUAAAGGAGGAGGCACUUUUGAGAGGCUUCUCGAUAAAGCAACCAGUCAGCUGCUUCUGGAGACUGACUGGGAAUCUAUUCUUCAGAUCUGUGAUCUCAUUCGGCAAGGAGACACACAAGCUAAAUAUGCUAUUGCUGCCAUUAAGAAGAAACUGAUUGACAAAAAUCCCCACGUGGCUCUCUAUGGAUUUGAGGUCCUAGAGUCGGUGGUGAAGAACUGUGGGCAGACGGUGCACGAUGAGGUCGCAAGUAAACAAACUAUGGAAGAACUGAAGGAUCUCUUUAAGAAGCAGACAGAACCAAAUGUCAGAAACAAGAUUCUGUACCUGAUCCAAGCCUGGGCCCACGCCUUCCGCAAUGAACCCAAAUACAAGGUGGUUCAAGAUACCUAUCAGAUCUUGAAAGUGGAAGGUCAUGUAUUUCCUGAGUUUAAGGAGAGUGAUGCCAUGUUUGCAGCAGAGAGAGCCCCUGACUGGGUUGAUGCUGAGGAGUGCCACAGGUGCAGAGUUCAAUUUGGCGUUAUGACUAGAAAGCACCAUUGUCGUGCCUGUGGGCAGAUUUUCUGUGGGAAGUGUUCGUCUAAGUACUCCACCAUUCCAAAGUUUGGCAUCGAGAAGGAAGUGCGUGUGUGUGAGCCCUGCUUUGAGCAGCUAAACAACCACCCCUCCCUCUCUCCUCCACUUAGGAAAGCUGAAGGAAAAGCCCCCUCCUCAGGCCCAGCAGACCUGCCCCCUGAGUACUUGACCAGCCCGCUGUCCCAACAGUCUCAGAUUCCCCCAAAGAAAGACGAGACUGCUCUGCAGGAGGAGGAAGAGCUGCAGCUGGCCAUUGCUCUUUCCCAGAGUGAGGCAGAAGAGAAGGAGCGGAUGAGACAGAAGAACUCGUACUCGAUGUAUCCCAAAGCUGAUCCUACCCCAGUGACUUCCUCAGCACCCCCAGUCAGCAACCUUUACACUUCUCCAGUGAACUCCUCUGCUCCGUCUGCUGAAGAAGUAGACCCUGAGUUGGCCCGCUACCUGAAUAGAACUUACUGGGAAAAGAAGCAGGAAGAUGCUCGGAAGAGUCCCACCCCCUCAGCCCCUGCCCCUGUCUCAAUGGCUGAGCCCCUUCCACCAAUCAGCCAGCCUGUUGAAAGUCACCUGCCUGUCCAGCCUGUCAACAUAGUUGAGCAGCCUUACCAGAACGGUGAGUCCGAGGAGAACCAUGAGCAGUUUCUCAAGGCCCUGCAGAACGCUGUUACUACUUUCCUGAACCGCAUGAAGAGCAACCACAUGCGUGGGCGCAGCAUUACCAACGACAGCGCCGUGCUGUCGCUCUUCCAGUCCAUCAACAACAUGCACCCUCAGCUGUUGGACAUCCUAAACCAGCUGGAUGAAAAGCGACUGUACUACGAGGGACUGCAGGACAAGCUGGCACAAGUGCGCGAUGCUCGAGCUGCCCUCAACGCGCUUCGUGACGAACACAGAGAGAAGCUGCGCAGAGCUGCGGAGGAGGCAGAGAGACAAAGGCAGAUCCAGCUUGCACAGAAGUUAGAGAUCAUGAGGCAGAAAAAACAGGAAUACCUGGAGAUGCAGAGACAGCUGGCCAUUCAGCGCCUCCAGGAGCAGGAGAAGGAGAGGCAGAUGCGUUUGGAGCAGCAGAAGCACACAAUCCAAAUGAGAGCUCAGAUGCCUGCUUUCUCUCUGCCCUACGCCCAGAUGCAGUCUCUGCCUCCUAAUGUUGCUGGAGGGGCGGUAUACCAGCCUGGUGGUCCACCCAGCUACCCAGGCACUUUCAGUCCUGCUGGUUCUGUGGAGGGCUCACCUAUGCACAACAUGUAUAUGAAUCAGCCGGGGCAGACUGCGCCAGGCCAGUACCAGGCUAUGCCCCCUUCUGCCACAGAUCCCAAUAUGGUUAAUGCAUACAUGUAUCAGGCUCCAGGCGCCAAUGGACAGCCUCCUCCAGGCCAGGCCCCACCCACAACUAGCCCACAGUACUCCAACUAUCAGCCCACACCCACUCAGGCCUACCAGAAUGUGGUCUCUCAAGCCCAAAGUAUACCCCCCAUGUCGCAGGCAGCCCCCACCAAUGGGAUGGCUUACAUGAGUUACCCACCAUACAACAUGCAGAACAUGAUCUCAGCCUUGCCCGGACAGGACCCCAACAUGCCCCCCCAACAGCCCUACAUGCCGGGACAGCAGCCCAUGUACCAGCAGGUUGCUCCCCCUGGUGGCCCGCCGCCGCAGCAACAGCAGCCCCAUGCACAACAGCAGGUGCCUCAAGCGGUUCCUGGCAGUGCAGAGGCACAGCUCAUCUGCUUCGACUGAAAACUCCCACGCUGUGGAGUUUCACACACUACACCUUCUCUCUUCCUUUUAACACCCCUUUUCUUGACUUGGAGGAUUCCCUUUGGAAAAACAGACUAAAUUCCCACCUUCCACCUUGCUGUGAUGUUGUGGCAAAGUGAAAUAUUGUGAUAAUGUUGCAGAACAAUUGCUCUCCUUGCCUCUUCCCCCACGAGGUGAGAGAAUAUGGGGGUAAAGCUGCUACGGAGAGCUCCAAAACCUUCAUCUUUCAGCUGAUUUGUAUGUAGGAUUUCUUUAUUAAAUAAAUUACUGAAGCGCAAAAGUAGGCAUUCAAGAAAAUACUACUUAGAAGAGAAAAUUAAGACACAACCCUCUUUUGUUUUAUAUUUUUCUAAAAUAAAGCAUUUGCUUGUUGAGUUGAGAUUAUUUUCUGGAAUGGAAGUGAAAUAUUUGACUUGUUUUGUCAGUGAUUGAAGAAACAUCUGUAUGUGGUGUGGAUCUCAUAAGAGAGGGCUGUUUUAGUAGUGAAAGCUGGCCAUCUUCAUCUGGCUCACAGCUCUUACCAGUUGGGGUUUUCCAGUUGUCCUUCUCAUGGACACGAAUUGGGAAUUUAUUUGUUGUGUGCAGUUUCGACUGUGUCUGAAAGUAGUUCCUAAAAUCGGUUAAUGCAUUGAAGGGAUUGUACACUGUAGAAAUGUUGUCUAACCCUUGUUGAAUUGUGGUUACAAAAAAAAAAAAUACUAAGUCAGUCUGGAAUCCCUUGACAUGUUCUGAAGCAAGCAUCGAUUUAACCUAAAACCGACUGCAGCGGGCUAAAUUCAUGUUCAUUCUGGUGUAAUAAUCACAUUUAAAUUGAGCUGUGGAGAAAGUUCAGAUGGACACUCUUUCUCAAGAUUACUUGUUUUUUUGUUUUUUGUUUGUUUGUUUAGAAAUGCUUAUAGAAUGAAAAUGACAUGCUGCAUGUAUGUAUCACACUCUGUAUCUUCAGUUUCUAUGUGUGAACUUCUUUAACUCCAUCAUGCUGAUCUGUCUGACUUUAAAGUAAUUUAAAAUUAUAUUUAAUAAACAUCAGGUUCUUACUGUC